CCUGUGCCUCGAGUAGGAAUUUGAUAAGCCUCAUCAACUGCUCGCAGAAGUGUCUCCUGCUCGUCACGAUCAUUUUCAUUGCGAGGAAAAAUAAUGUGCGUUACAACAUCACCUGGAGCUGCAUCAUGUUUCCUCUUCGACUCCGCUCCUCGUGGCUAAAGGUGCAGCCUCGUCCAGGGCUUGUCAUUCUCACUCAGGCACGCUCCACGACAAGAAGAUGACCACCAGCUUCGAUAAAGCCACUGCGACAACGCCAACAUCCAUGGUAACGAUCCACGCGUGUUCUUAGCGUUUAUUAAAUAAACGGUAAGAGCAACCGAUAGCACCCUCACACGCACCGUCUCAUCUGGAUCUGCGUCGUACUUGAAAAGAAGGUAGCCACAGCACUGAAAGCAGGACCAAGCAGCGCUAAGCGCACGACGGACUUUUCUGCAAGCCAGGAGCAGAAAGCCGGGCUAAAAAAUGGCGGACGGAGCUGGAAAUAAGAUGGCGGCCACCGGCAUGUCCGACGCCACUUUAACCGCCUACGGCAUUCUCAAACGUUACAUGCUCAAUUGCUACAUGAAUUUGUCAUGCAAAAACACCAUCAUCAUCCUCACGACCAAGCUCCUGCUCCGCAUGACAAAUUCCCGAUGGGCCAAACCGCACCUAAAUCUGUGCGGAAUUUGUAAUGUUACAGGUGCAACCUUCCCUCUUUCACUUUUCUCAUUCUUGCAUUACAAAUUCAUGUAACAGUUGAGAGUGUAACAAUUGAGAGUCCCAUACUGCCUCCGCCACGGGGACCAGCUCGUCGCAUGGCCUCACGGGCGCGGAACUCCCGUCGAAGGCGAAUAUGGUGGCGGAUGCAAAUCUCGGACUGACUAUGCAAUACAAAUUUUUACCCCGCCCGUGCAAGACAUACAAACUGCAUCACAAAUUCUGCCACGACUCCAAAGCAAUGAAACUUGUAACGCUGUUGAACAAUCUUGGGGAGAAUUUUGUCAUGCAAAGACAGCAUCUGUAAUUGUAUGUCGUGUACAACUUGCGGUAGAGUUUCUAUGAAUAUUGACCGACAAGGAAAUCAACGCGAAGAAGAUGGAGAAGGAAAAGUUCUAUCAAAUGCAAAUAUGUCUUGGUCUGGAAACUUGUAGUGCUGAGUCGUGAUCAGUGAAUUCUCUGUAAUGCACAGCCAAGCAUGAGAAAUAUGUCUAUGUGCGCUGCUUAGUGCUGCGCUUACGCUUUCCGCAUGGCCAGCUGCGUUUUGCAUUACAAGCAAAAGGGUUUCUUCUUGGACACGCAUCACAAACUCUUCAGUCAUGCCAGACAAGCAUGACAAGCCUUGCAUCCUACUUACUUCCAGACCAAGACACAUUUGCAAUGCAUAAGUUCCUGAAAGACGCCAUGUUUAUCGACGAAAGGGGGAUGAUAUCCACUGCAAAUGUGUCUUGGUCUGGAAGAGUGCAACUUUGUCAUGCUUGGUCGAUAAUGCAGAAAAGUAUGUCAUGCUUGCUGCGCUAAAGCGCUUCUAUAUGUUUGCAAUGCAAAAAGCCGAUUUGUCAUGCGGUUAACGCUAGACAUAGCCGCUCAGAAACAGGUCAUGCGCGGCCCGGCAAUACAGUUUGCGUAUCAUUCGGGCAUUAGCAUGACAACUUUCCAGACCGAGGAGCCAUGUUUGCAAUGCAUAGAUGACGGUGUUACCGGACGCGCGCGAAAUCCUGCGGCAACGGCACUUCACGCUCGAGGGCUUCACGUUGGAAGAGCAAGUAGAUGAAAUUCGGCGGAUCCGGAGAAGAGGCAAGAACGAGAUUCAGCGGUCCCAGAACUUUAUCCAUUGCAAUAAAGCUACUAUCGGGCUAGUGGUAAUCGUAAUUGCAUUUACAAAUUAGCUCAGCAACAUGUCGACACAUGGAAUCUAUUUCUCAUGCUGAUUUAGCGUUAGCCUGAGGAAAAAGAGAUUUAUCAUUAUCUCUUGUAUGAUUGCGAUUAGUAAAAAGUACAACGAGUCCAGCACCUCCACCAAUAGUACCACAACUUUUGCACCGCAUAAGCUUGAACCUCGCGUUCCGGCGGAAUGUCGAAGAAGUGGGAAUCUUGUAUAACCUGCUUAGGUGUUGCAAUCCCAAGAAUAGAAACUGGAAUUUGCCUUGUAUGAGCAGCAUGACUAACAUAAAAAUCCUUGCGCUCCUUUUCGCAACACAGAUUUCGCCAGAUUUCAGUGCGAGUUUGGGGCUCCGAAACUUGUCACGCGCAAUCCUAUGCGAGUUGGCUAGAUGAUGCACUUUUUGCAUCACAGGUUUCCAUUUCCAUUGUAACAGUUGAGAUUGUAACGUCUGAGCGGGUCAUAUCUUGCGGCAUGCGGCAGUGAAGUUUGGCGUGCUUCCCGCCGAUAUCAAAUGCAAAAAUGUCUGGGUCUGGAAACUUGUGAUGCUGGGUGGCGUCUCAUGAUGAGGCCAGAAAUGCUGGCUCAGCAUGACAAGUUUCUGAGCUUCUAGGUGUUGCCUAUUCUGCAUGACAAACCGCGUUCCUGCAUCACAGAAAAGUGGAGCUCUUGGGUAACGUGCAUGACAGGUUUAAGAGUCAUGCCAGACAAGCAUGACAAACAUGCAUUCUUUCAGACCCAGACAUUUUUGCAUUUGAUAGCCGAUUUCGAACGUGAGCUGGAGCUGUCGCAAAUGGCGAAGGGGGGGAUGUUUGAAAUGCAGGACCCGAAGGCGCUGGCUACCAGUGCGCUCAACGUGGAUGUUAUCACGAGAAAAAAGUGCUACAGUUACACAUUUGUUGGAGUUUCUGCAUCACAGAUUUUCUCUGUGCGACAGAGAAAACUUGUAUUGCGAAGAUCAUAAGGGAAAACAGGAAGUAAACGAGGCUCCUAGGCAUUUCCUGCAUGAGAAAGGUUGUGUGUGUUGCCGGUCUUGCAUAGACUAUGUGUGUAACUGUAACACUUUUUUCUUGCGAUAGAUGCGCCGGAAUGGAUCAAGGCGUUGCUGGAGUUGUCGGGUUUAACCGGCAUCCGGGAUUACAUCCGAGAGGAUCGGAUUAUGCAAUACAAAUCUCCUGUACAUGUGCAAAAUGCAUCACAAAUGUCACCAAGUUGGAGCAUGCCACUUCCUUGUGUGUCAUGCUGAACGGAAUUGAAAGAAAGUUUUGUCAUGCAGAAACCGCAUGUGUACAUGUACAGGAAAUUUACUGUGGAUACGGAUGCGACGGAAAGAAUCCGAUUACGUCCACCAAUUUCCCGACGUAUUCCGAUUAGUUUCCUCCCUCGACUUCGAACUUGGCGGAUCGUUGCUGAUUCUGGUGAACUAUGCAUUGCAAAAGCAUAAGCAUGAUCGCACGAAGUCGAAGUAGAAUCCGCAUUACAAAUUUUUUCAGAAGAAAAAACGGAGUAGUUUAUUCCAAUGCUGAAUUAGGUAUGGAGCUAGACCUGGCAGGCUGUUGUACUGCGAUUAGAAGUUUACUUUUAGUACGAGUGCGAUACUACUUGUGCAAGGCAUAUGAGCGCGGGGUUCUUAUCCUGGCAGAUCUCCCAAUUCGAUCGGUACGCGAACGCAGACAUGUUUGACGCGCUGGAAUAUCGUAAGGAAAAAUCCUCCCUCCCCAUAUCGAGACGGGAUUUCUGAUGAUGGAUUUGUGUACACAAAUGCGCUUUGUAUUGCAGAAAGGCACUGCGGCCAGAUCCCCAGCCUAGGUCGGGGCGUUUGGGUCUAGUCGCUCAGCAUUGCUGCAAACGGCUGCCCUCUAGGCCCAACAGCAUGACAAAUCGCUGCUAUAAUGGGGCGGGAGCUUCUGCCAUUGUCUUCUUGCAAGACAAAUGCGAUUUGUGGCCACAAACCAGCAACGCAAAUUUCCGGAAAUAUACCUUUUCGAUAUGGGGAGGGGGAAUUUUCCCUCUCAAUAUGGAAAAGUUCUUCACGCUUCUAUUUUUCGGGGAGUGGACACUGCGAAUUGUUGCCUACGGCUUCACCUCGAUCUUCGAACCGUUUAACGGAUUUGAUACCUUUUUGGUCGUCGGGUGCGGGUUUUUGCCGCAGUUUAUGCAACGAAAAAACUGUUUCACUGUGAACUUGUGAUGGAGAAAAUGGAACACAGAACUAUUUGUCUUGCUACACGAGCAAGGCGUUGGAUUGGCAAGCGUGUUUUCCCGUGGGAAGCGCGCAUGGCAGAUUUUCAGUGUCAUGUGUAACAAACUUGUGAUGCAGGUCUUGCAAAAUCAUCACAGUGAAACACUUUUUUCGUACGAUACAGUUUGUCCUGCCACUACUUGGAGUGGAACUGGACCCCAGUGGGAUGCGGACUUUCACAGGUAUGGUUUUGGUAUAGAAGUACUUGAAGAAUCAAAUUCAAAGUCAAACUUCUUGUGCUGGCUGGCUGGCUGUAGGUGGUGGUCGGCGGUGGCCUCUUAUCAUGUGCUUUGUAGCUACGGGCAGCUCGGGCACCAUGAAGAUGAAAGCAUCGUCAUUUUUGUACGUGGUAGUGGCUGUGAGUUCGUGUUCGCACUUGAUUCAAAGAAAAACAAUUUUACAAAAGUGCAACGACAUCAGCCCUCCGUACCAUCCGCGUGAUCCGCGUGGCGAAAGCGGUCCGGAUGCGCCCGGAGUUCAAGGAAAUGUGGGAGUUGGUGAACGGUUUUGCGAGCUCGAUUCUGGUCACCUCCUGGACGCUGAUCAUCCUGAUCAUCUUCGUCUACUGUUUCGGCGUGUUGGCGGUGAAGCUCCUCCAGCAGGAAGGCUUCGAGCAGCCCCACCACGACGGUAUCCUCUGCAAAAGUACUAUCGUGGUCCUAGUAGUCGUACUAUGCAGUUUAUGCAUGACAACCCUGCUAUUGUAAAUUUGAAUUAGCAUGGCAAAUUCAAAUUCAAAAAAAAAAAAAAUUAGCAUGACAAAUUCGGAAUUCCACUUUUCUUUUAGCUCAAAUCUGUAUUGCAAUUCCCCCUAAGGACGAUACUUUUGCAAUGCAUAGACGUGGACUACAAACAAGUACUAUACGGAGACGUCAUGGACGGCAUGCUGUCCAUGUUUCAGGUCGUCACCUUAGACGUAUGACCGUGCACAACUACACCCCCUCCCCCUCAUGAUUUGUGUUGCAUAAACACGCAAUAGAAGGGCCGGCAAGAGUGCAGCUUUUGCAUGACAAAUUCUCUUCAUCGGAUUGUAGUAGUGUUUGGGCUGCCACCAGAAAUAUCUUCGAUGCCACCAUUCCCAAGGGGCAAAUAAGAGUGGACUUGGUUUUUUGCAUGACAAAUCAGGGAGACGAGGGGGAGUUGUGCACUUUCAUAAGACGCGUUUUCUGACGGGAUCGUGCGGAAGUUGACGUUUCAAGAACUGGCGAAACGGUUUUUGCCCGAGGGGGGGAAUGUGUUUCUCUACGAGUACGAUCUCCGCGGGUACUAUCCACAGUAAAUUUCCUGUACAUGUACAAAUGCGAUUUCUCUUUCUGCAUGACAGAGCUUUCUUUUAAGUACUUCUAAUAUUCAGCAGGAAAGUGGCAGCUCCAGGUUGAUGACUUUUGUGAUGCAUUUUGUACAUGUACAGGAAAUUUGUAUUGCAUAGGCACACGUCUUCGCUGGACUUCACCACGACCACCACCACCACAAUGGCGCCGGUGAUUUUACCACCGAACGUCACAAGUACCACUUUGUCCCCGACACAAAUCCAAGCGGCAAUUUUAGAGGGCACCAUGACGGCGAGUCCACCUGCAGGGGGUGGUGGUGCAGGAAACAUGUACGGCAUCGACAUGACAAACAUGCUCUCCAUCGACGGGGAGCUAUUAGUUCGGUUGCGGCCACUAUCGCAAGAAAAAAGUGUUACAGUUACACAUUGUGUUGCAGGUGGUGAAGCAAGACAGACAAGCUCUGUCAUGCCGGAUAUGCAUAGGAGCCUCGUUCCAUAGGUGUUUUCCCUUAGGAUUUCUGCAUUACAAGUUUUCUCUCUCAUGCAGAGAACUUUGUGUUGCUGAAUUGAUUACAAACUUGGAACUGUAGCACUUUUUUCGUGGGAUAGCCAAACGGCGGCGACUCCGAUUGGCAGAUCUUCUACAUGUAUGCAUUGCAAAUAUGUUUGGGUCUGGAAACUUGUGAUGCGGGCUGGACAAUGUUGAGGACGUCUCAAUUGGUGGCCACGCAUGACAAAUUUUUGAGCUGCUAGGUGUUGCCUGUUCUGCAUGGAAAACUGCAUUUCUGCAUCACAGAAAACUGGGAUGUUUGGCUAACGUGCAUGACAGACUUGAGAGUCAUGCUGGCCGAGCAUGACAAAGAACUUUUACUUUGCAUUCUUCCAGACCCAGACAUAUUUGCAGUGCAUAGCUUGCGGUUGUUUUUCGCCCUGUUUGUCGUGAUCGCAAACAUGGUCGUGUUGAACACCAUUAUGGCGAUAUGCAAGAAAAAAACUGUGUAAGUGUAAAUUUGUGUUGCAGAACAUGCAACAGAGUUGCGCCUGUCAUGCCAGACAGCCAUGAAGUCCUCUUUUCACGUGUGUUUCCCCUUACAAGUCACGCAUAACAGGUUUUCUCUGUCAUUUGUUAUGCUGUUUCUCAAAGAAAGUUACACUUACACACUUUUUUUCUUGGAUAGGCGAUGGUGGUGCAGAAGACAUUUCAAUAUCCACAGCAAUUUUCCCGUACGGUACACUAGUACAAGUGCGGUCUGUGCAUGGCAAAACUUGGCUUCGAUCCUAGUUUAGCAUGUGACAAGUUUUAGUACACUCCAAAGCGAGGAUGAAAGUUGUGAUGCACCUUGUACAUGUGCGGGAAAUUUGUAUUGCAUAUUCAACUGUCCAAACAGGAUGAGGAGGUGAUGGCCCGGCAGAUGCAGGAACAGAAGGAAAGGGAACUGAUGAUUUUGACGGAGAUGUUUUUGUAUGAACUGCAAAAGUAUCGUACUCGUAUAAAUGCAUUACAAAUUUUCUCAGCAUGAGAAAUAAAAUUUCUAAUGCUGAUUUGCCUUCACAAAGAAUAAGAAAUUUGUAAUGCAAGACCAGCAUUUAUACGAGUACGAUAGUUUUGCACAGGAUAUUUUGGACAUCGACGUCGACAGGUCCGGCGAUUUGACGAUAUGAUCCAGGAAAAAACUACACCCAUGAGCCCCACCCGAUUUGUCAUGCAAAACAUGCAAAAAGUGCUGUGUUUGUCAUGCAGAAAAUGGAUGGGGAAGGGGAUGGGUCUUUAGUUUUUCCUGGAUAGACGAGGCGGGAGUUCUACGCCGCGUUGGACUACUAUGGAAGCGUCAGGAUUGAAAUCGUCAAAGUUGAAAUAAUUUCUCAUGCAUAAAUUGCAAGGCAUGAAGUGCCUCUCUUGCAGGGGCGGCAAGUGAGGCCGACUGUCAGCCUGUUUGGGGUCUGCGGUAGAGCUGCUAAUGUAGCAUGACAAAACGCGCCUUCUGUCCCUAAACAGCAAGACAAACUGGAUUUGGGCGGCGCCGAAAUUUGUCAUGCACCGCUUGGAAAUUGGGCUUCCAUUUCCAACUGGUAUCGAUUUUAUACAUUACAAGUUAUUUCAACUUUGUCGAUUUCAAACCUGACGCUUCCAUAACUACAACGAGUACAUUAGAGACAGAUUGUAUCCACGAAAAGAGACCCAUCCCCAACAUCCAAUUCAUCAUGCAAAUCAUGCAUAAAAUCCGGUGUUUGUCAUGCAGAAAAUGCUGGAUGGGGACGGAUGGGCUUUUUCUCCUGGAUAGAUUGUCUGAUUUAGACAUGGCGCCGGAGUUAUCAAACGCAAAAAUGUCUGGGUCUGGAAGAGUCGGGGACUGUCAUGCACAUUCUGCAUCACCCGUGAGGUCUGUGAUGCUGGUGCUAGCAUCACAGAUUUUUUGAGAGCUUCUUGAUGCUAAUUACGCAUGAGAAAUGCCCUCUCCUCGUGCCAAGAACUGACUCCUCUGGCUGCUCAGGCAACACAGAUACUUUUAGAAUUCACAGAGAGCAUUGCAAAUUGCAUUCUUCCAGACCCAGACACUUUUGCAGUUGAUAGGAGUAUCUGAAAGAAACCUGGGGAAUUCUGGAUGACGGCGACGGGAAAUUGACCGUCUUCGAGUUCUAUGCAUUGCAAAAGUAUCGUACUCGUAUGAAUGCAUUACAAAUUCCCUCAGCAUGAGAAAGAAAAUUUGUAAUGCGGAUUUACCUUAAGAACAAGAUUUGUAAUGCAUGUAAGAGGAGGAAGAAGGUGCCUCCCCGAUAACCGAGCCGGAUACAGAACAAAAGAAAGAGGCUAAAAGACGACAGGAGGAGGAAGAAGAAAAAAAAGGAAGGAAGCAGAAGAAGCAAGCAAGUGGAUUAGUAUAAUAAUCGGGCUUGAUGCGUCGAAUUUCUACAAUAAUCUAACGCUUGCUACGGCGCUAAGGGCUUAUAGGCGGAGCGGGGUGCACCCGUGCUAUCUGAAAUUGGUCGCAGCGAUGAACUGGAAUAAGGAAGUUUGGUUACGCAACGGGGAUACGUACGCGAAAGCAAAAAACCGCCACGACUUAACUCAGGGCUCAGUAGAGUGCAUGUUAGCAGGCACGUUGGUUUUCAUGCCAGGAGUGGAGGCGGUGCGAGAAUACGUAGAGGGGGUAUUUGAUGAAGGAGGAAGAGUAAAGGGAGAAAAAGAACUAAAGCAAGCGAAGACGAGUUUAAGGGAAAAAAUUCAGGACAGUUUUGGGAUGACUAAAGAGGACGGGGCGGAUACGUCAUUUCCGCCGUACGUAAUAGAAGGCGAGACGGACGAGAUAUAUCAGAGGAACAAACCAGCCAGAACAGGGAGGAGAAAGAAAAGAGUACUGAAAAGGAAUAGAAGGAAUAAGAAAAAACGUGAAUGGAUAGGGGAGCUGAACGAGGUGGAAAGAGAAAAGAAACACCCGCAGACGCUAGCAGUGCAGUUCGUAGAUGAUGGCACGUUGGCACUCACAUACCAUGAAGAAGACCACGAAAAAGUAUUAAAAAUAUUGGAAGAGAUAGCAAUAGCGUGCGAAGUGAUGUAUACUCGCGAAGGGCAAUUCUUGGCACCUCAGAAGUGCGAACUUACAUCAUCAGACAAAGAAGAGCGAAGAAGGAAAGAGGUGCAGCAAGCAUUUAGGCCGUUCGGAAUAAGAUUCAGCGAGAAGAAGACGAUAAAGAUACUUGGAGCGACAAUAACAACGCUAGGGACGGAGCAGCGGAGAAGACUAAUAAAAGGACAAGUAAGGCAAAGCAUAGGCAUAGGGCAGCACUUAUCGCUACAGGUGAUGAAGGCAAGGCGGAAGAUCAGCGGCGAAGAAUUAAAAUGGGUCACACAAGUAUUCUUUACGUCGGCGAUGAUCUACUUCCUCCCUGUAGUGCAGAUGUUCUUCACGGACAAAGAUUGGGCAGAGCUGAUGGGAGAGCUGGCAGUGGUCAUAGCGGAAGCAAUGGGAUUUACAGAGAAAACGACGCGGAAGCUAAUGGAGAUCACGGGCACAACGCCGGAGACGCUUUGCCGGGUAGUUUACUCGUGUAAUAUACUGGCCGCAGUAGACCCAUUCUAUCUUGAUGGGCAUCAAGACACUGCGAUCACUGGCGCAGAAGAACAUGCUAACGGAUAUCGGUCUAUUUAUGAAAUGGGCGACGUUACCGGUGCGAAUAUUGGGAGAAGGAGAACAGGGCAUAACAAAAGGAAUCAGGGAGAUGAUGGAGAAGAGAAACAGAGCGGAUGUCGCAUUGCUUGAAGCCAUGAAAAAGGGGACAAGUAUAAGAAUGCCAGCGGCGUCAGACCUAAGAGCGACAGGGAUAGCACAGGAUAACUCUAGAACGUUCGAGAAAAUCUGGCCAAAGGAUGAAGAAGUGACGAAAGUAAUUGCAGCGGAGGAGCUAGGGCUGACGAUAGUGACACGCGGGAAAAUAGUAUGGGGACCAUUAGGAACUACGAAGCAAAGAACCUCGUGGAUGUGAAGAGUAUACAAAUCAAAACAGAGCAGAAGCGUCUUGAAAUCGAAGAAAGAGAGCAGGAGCAAAGAUUCCUCGCGUACGUAAGUAAUACGCUGAGCAUAUUGGAGGAUCUGCAAAAAGAAGAAGCGGAGGGGAUAGUGGUGAAGCUGGUGGACUACGACGCUCUGAGAAAUGCCACGGCUGGGCAACUGCGAGCGGAGAACGGGAUAUGCCUAGAGCUGACGGAGAAGAUAGAAGAACUACACCAACAAAUAGAGGAAAGGCUAGAAAAGAGCUGCGGAAUAGAGAAGAAGGAAGCUCAGAGACGCUUACGAUUUCAGGGCCACCGAGGCACGGCGGGAAUAUGUAUCGAUAAGGGAAGUCUCGAGGUGAAGGAAGAAGAGAGGAAGGUGGAAGAAGGCGUAGACAUAGUAACCUGUAAGACUCUCAAGGCCGUUGAUGUGUCGGAAAUGGAUAAAAAAUCGCUUAUAUGGCCGAUAUAUGACUUCGGAGAAGGAGUGCUAGAGUUGCCGGACGUAGAAGCUUCGCCAGAGAUGACAAAGACUGACCGGCAAGAUUUUAUAACAGGAGCCCUAUGCCCGGAAGAGCUUACAAAAAUAGACGAACCCGAAGACAUGGGAGCGAGUAGCGACAUCAGAGGAAUACUCAAAGAGUGGAAAGAUGAGCAGGAAAGUGAAGAGGUGGCGCAUCUAGUGGAGCGAAUGAAAGUAAAGAAGGCAGGCGAUGACGUCAUGGAUAAACUACGGGAGAAUGCCGAGCGAAUGAUAAGGGAGAAAGAAGAGAGCGAGCAAGACAGAAGGGACGCGAGGGAAAACAGUGGCGCAGAGGGGACGACAGAGGGGGAACAGUGGCGCAGUCGCUAUCGCUCUCGAUAAUAGAAAGAAAGGAAGGCGGCUACUACCAGAGGAGCUCCGGAGCUACAUCUGGGAAAAAGAGGGGACAGGUGCAGAAAAUCAAGCAGACGAGGAGGAAGGGAGAGACAUAGGUAAUGCGGCAAUGCAAAGCAACCAAAAUACAGCGGAAGGGUCGAAGGAGAAAAGAACAGAGCAGAGGCUGACCGUAGGGGAAAGCGAUCCAGCAAAACAGCAGAGACCCGCACUGAAUGAAAUUAAAGGGGGAAAAGGAGAGAAGGAGGCCGCCCAGAGGAUAAAUGAAAAGCAAAAGGGGCGGCGCGAUAAAGAGGCACAAGGUGGCAGAUUCUCAGCAGUGCAGCCAAAAGCAAGGGCGUCGCUAGAAAGCAAGGGCAUAAGCAUGGGGAUAACGCGGAGUAGCACCGGCAAAGAGGUAAGAAGUACGGGAGGAAAUGACAAGCCGACGGCUCAACGGAAGCCAAAGAAGCAAGAGGAAAUAAGAAAAAAGGAAAGCAAGACGGAAAGAGGGCCGGCCGAAGAAGCACGCGCAGAAGUGGACCCGCUGACAUCGCGAGCACCGUACUCCUUAGAGUUUUCGAACGGAGGGCAUCGAAGAUACUCAAAAGAGGCAGAGGCGACUCAAGGCCGCGGAGCAAGUAGCUCUACAGGACAAAGAGGAAGAGAGAGGAACAGUGAAAAUGCAAGGAGGAGGAACAGCCCGGAGGGGGGAGAAAAGGGAUCAAAGAAAGAGAGGCGGAGGAUGGUGGCACAAUAGCAAGAAAAAGGCAAAAGAGUAAAGAGCAAGAAAAUAGUAAACAAAAAACGGCGGGAGAGGGGGAAACGCUGGCGCAGACAAUGCAGCGGAUUAUUCGGAGAUCGCUGCAAGACAGCACAGGAGGGGGAGCGGGGGGACGACUUCAGGCGACGCAAGAUCCCUAUGAUUGAAGUGACAUAGUGACGGACCGAAAAUCGGACACCAGGCCGAGCGACUGAAAAGUCUGAGAAAUGUUCGCAGGAUUUCCACCCUAACGCAAAAAGUUUCGGAGAAUCCACAUAGCGCAAAAACAAAAUCCAAAAAAAAGCCAAAAAAAAUUUUUUGAAUUUUUUUGCUUCCCCGACGGUCUGGCCUAUGUGAGGCAUUUCCCGAGUCUGUUCUCGCCCCUGUUUGUCAGAGGAGGGCCGGGCGCAGGUGUCGCAUACUUGCCCGCUUGGGUGGUCCACAUCUCUUGGCCUCCACUGCUGGCGAUGAGAACCCAGAGUGGCAAAUCCGUGUGGGGUUGCGCCUUCUUCUGUCGGGGAGCAGAGGCGCCCUUGUGGCGCAUUGCCGCCGUAGAAGAUUUCUCUUUGGGUUUGGCAAGGAAAAAUCGCAGAAAAAAUUUGAAAAAAAUCCGGGAAAAAUCAAGAGGCGCGCAAAAAAAAUUUGAAAAAAAUUCUAGAAAGUGGCCAAUUUGCAAAAACCAAUGGGAUUUUGCUAAUGUGGCCGAUUUUCCGAAAUUUUUUUUGGCCAUUUUUCGCACCUCUUGAAAUUUUAUCCGGCCAAAUUCAAAUUUUUUUUGGGCAAAUCGAAAUUUUUUUAAAAUUUUUCUUGGCCACACGCAAAGGAAAUUCUGCACUUCAAUUCGAACGCAUCCGAGCGCCCGCGUUGUCGAGCAGCCACGUCCAUCAUGCCUGCGCGCCGCCUCCCGCGCGCUCCUGAGGCAUACCGAGCCCGUGUGGCGUGGCGCCUUUGUGUUUUGCUUCAUCCCAUUGCGAAGCACCGAAGGCAGCGACCCAAAUCCCGCCAGCCUUCUUGUGCAGCCUGCAGGACGGGCCCCAACCCGCCCCCGGCCCAAGAGCCACCCCGCUACCCUUCUCGGAAAUUUUAAAAAAUUUCAGGAAAAAAGUGGAUUUUUCGGCCCAAAAGCGUUAGGGGCAAAAUCCGGCAAAGAAAUGCACUCCAGAGAUUUUUGAAAAACGCACAGCAUCGAAAUCAUAGAAAAAAAAACGAAAACACUAUCGCCCGUUUGAGAAAAAAAAAAAAAAAGAGGCCCGGCAGGCUCGAGGACUGCCGGAAAAUAUGACCCGGCGCGUUCGCCUUAAGAUCCUGCCCUCAUACUUCUAAGAUCGUUUCAGCGCAGUCAGAUUAAGGAUCUCCAGGGGAUCCCUUAAGUUGCCAAUGAACGCGACAGGGCCAAGAUCACCCCGAGAAGCUUCAGGCGAAUCGCGGGGCGCGUUUCAAAAUGUCCAAACUUUGAAACAGGCGGCGACGAUAGGCCAAGAAGAUCGACCGCACUCAGAGAAACAAGAGCGGCGCGGAUCCAAAAAAAAAAAAAAAAACGAAGGUAACAGAGCAAAACGCUGCGCAGAGGUCGAGGAGCUGAGAAGAGAAGCCGCGAAGAUUUCACACCAUGCGCCGAAGUAAAGCCGCUGGCGUCGCGGGUUAAAUUGGCAGGCGAGUGAAAUUGAGGACGGAGUUUUCAGCGAGAUAAAUGGGGAGGCGAGUUAAAUUAGCAGGAGGAUGCAGGCGAGUGAAAUUGAGAAAGGGGAAAGGAGGAGAAAAGGGAGGCCAUUACUAUACAGGAGGCCAUCAGCUAGCGAAUAAUUAAACAGCCUCGCCGAAAUUAUAGGGCUUUUUCUUUUAUAGUAGAUCAAGGACGGCGAGCGCUCUUUUUAAAACCCCCCCGCCGUCCCAUAUUUGCAUGCGCGGGGAGUCUAAGUAACAUGGCUUGCCAGAGUCAUUGACGAACCGGGAAGAUGGGAGGUGGGGAUUACCGUUUUCAGACAGGCCAGCCGCCGCGAGUGACUACCACCUCUGUUAUUGAGGGAGCGCGUGUCCUCCUCGACUGAGUUGCGUGCGCGGCCCAUCCGUGUUCCGCGUAAAACUCUACAGGAGAGUGCGCGCCGCGUCGAAAGGCUCCCUUCCGUAUGGAGCGCCCCGAACUCGUUUUAGCGCACCUUUAUGAUGGCCUCACUGUUCUGAGAUGUUAGAUCAGUUACAGUUUGCAAAACCCAGUCUGUUUAUGCUAGCAGAUGGCUAGUGCGCUGUGAACCCCCAGGACCAGGCUGACUUAGUCCCGACCGAAGUGGUAGGCGCUAGGAUGAACUAUGUAUGUAGCGCCUAGGGCCCUUCCGUACGGCCAAUAUGUAUGUCCCGUAACGGGGAUCGCCUAUGUCGGUCAUUUAUAUGCAAGGCGACGGGUCACCCGGUCGGCAGAGCCGAUCCAUACGAACGGACGAACGAUGUUUGCAAUUACUACGAACGAGUGCGAUACUUUUGCACAGAAUAAGUUCACCAGCGGAAUUCGGUCUUUGAAAGGUGACGCGUAGGCAUUGCAAAUAUGUCUGGGUCUAGAAACUUGUAAUGCUGAGUUGUGAAUUAGUGAUUGCACUGUAAUGCACAGCCAAGCAUGUUGAGAAAUAGAAAUACUUGCUGGGGGGCUUAGUGUUGCGCUUUAUGCAUGACAAACUGCGUUCUUUUUGCAUGACAUGCAAAUAAAGGGUGUCUUCUUGGACACGCAUCACAGACAUUUCAGUCAUGCCAGACAAGCACGACAAACACAAACCUUGGUUGCAUCCUUCCAGACCCAGACACAUUUGCAGUGCAUAACGCGAGAACAAAGGACGUAAUGGACGCGCAGAAGAGGCUGGAAGCCUGCAAGAGCUUCGUGGACGAGGUAAGUAUGAGUGAGAAGUUUUUGAUAUAUGCAUGAUUGAUAGAUGUUGUCACCUUGCAUGACAAAUAUGGUGUUAGUUUUAUUGAUGCCGUGAUGUUCAACUUCAACAUUGUGUAGCGCAUGGCAAACUCCUCAAACCCCAACUUUAUCAAGGUCCUGGAGCCCAAGGUGAUCAAACUAGACCGCAUUUUCCACAUUCUGGCCAACGAUAUGCGAGAAAUCCGGGACGAUGUGGAGCUCGUCUCGCUCUCCACCGCAAACCUCGCGAAGAUGGUCCGGUCGUUCUACGAAGCAGCCCGUGUCCGGGCGGCGGAGCGGAAAGUGUACGAAGAGAAAGCAGAACGGGAAAAGAAAUUACGGGAAUUGGAGGACAGAAAAGCUGCGGAGGUGAAGGCCAAGGCGAGUGCGAAUGUCAUGAAGGAAAAGGCGGAGCAUCUAGACGGGUUCGAUCCGAGAAGGAAGAAAGGGUAA
Amoebophrya sp. A120 is the source of this 14824-nucleotide messenger RNA. NCBI's taxonomy places the organism in Eukaryota, Dinophyceae, Syndiniales, Amoebophryaceae. The record is from the annotation of a GenBank genome assembly.